Callithrix jacchus (white-tufted-ear marmoset) is the source of this 1723-nucleotide messenger RNA. It is a transcript of the gene NIPSNAP3A, whose product is annotated as nipsnap homolog 3A. Gene Ontology annotation, cellular component: mitochondrion. Lineage: Eukaryota; Metazoa; Chordata; Mammalia; Primates; Cebidae. The record is from RefSeq and is a predicted model, not a curated record.
AGGAAACCAACGGGGACCAAGGUUAGGAGAAAGACACCAAGCUGCGCGACCCGCCGCGCCUCCAGCGCCGGGGUGGAGCUGACCCCGCCGAGCCCCGCCCCAGCCUGCGUCCGCCGAUGGUCCAGGAGCUGCUACUUUCCACUCGGAAAAUCUUCAGAGGAGUCUCAGAAAGGACACGGCUGGCUGCUACUCUCAACGCGGAAGCCGCGCCAUGCUGGUCCUCAGAAGCGGCCUGACUAGGGCGCUGGCCUCACGGACGCUCGCACCUCAGGUGUGCUCACCUUUUGCUACAGGACCUAGACAAUAUGAUGGAACCUUAUAUGAAUUUCGUACUUAUUACCUUAAACCCUCAAAAAUGAAUGAGUUCCUGGAAAAUUUUAAGAAAAAUGUUCAUCUUCGGACAGCUCACUCUGAAUUGGUUGGAUACUGGAGUGCAGAAUUUGGAGGCAGAAUGAAUAAAGUGUUUCAUAUUUGGAAGUAUGAUCAUUUUGCUCAUCGAAGUGAAGUUCGGAAAGCCUUGGCCAAAGAUAAGGAAUGGCAAGAAAAAUUCCUCAUUCCAAAUUUGGCUCUCAUUGAUAAACAAGAGAGUGAGAUUACUUACUUGGUACCAUGGUGCAAAUUAGAAAAACCUUCAAAAGAAGGAGUCUAUGAACUGGCCACUUUUCAGAUGAAACCUGGUGGGCCAGCUCUGUGGGGUGAUGCAUUUAAAAGGGCAGUUCAUGCUCAUGUCAAUCUAGGCUACACAAAACUAGUUGGAGUGUUCCACACAGAAUAUGGAGCACUCAACAGAGUUCACGUUCUUUGGUGGAAUGAGAGUGCAGAUAGUCGUGCAGCUGGGAGACAUAAGUCCCAUGAGGAUCCCAGAGUUGUGGCGGCUGUUCGAGAAAGUGUCAACUACCUAGUGUCUCAGCAGAAUAUGCUUCUGAUUCCUACAUCAUUUUCACCAUUGAAAUAGUUUUCUGCUGAAAUACAAAACAUUUCAUUAACUGCUAUGAGAUCUGUCUGCUCAUGGUGCUUAAAUUCUCCCAAGAGGUUCUGACUUUUAUUUGAAGGAGGUGGUAAGUUAAUUUGCUAUGUUUCUUCCAUUUUGAAGGCUACAUUUUGUACUACCACUUCAAAAAUAGUUCUGUUUACUUCCUUCGUGAUAUUUUAGUAUCUGUCAUACAUUAAAAAAUACUUGUCACUGUUUUAAGAUCUUGACUCUUCAUUUGCUUCAGAAUAUCUCUUCUACUGUAUUUUGACAACUCUUUGUUUUAUAGCAUUUUCUUAUAUUCAAAUGAUAAUAGUAACAUUUCCAUGCUUGUAACAGCAUUUUUAAAUUAUUAAUAUAUUUUUUCAACCUUUCCAUCAUGUCUGUUUUCCUGGGGUUUUUUGGUUUUUGUCCAGUGAAUUUUAUUUUGUAAUACCAAGUAAGAUUCAUGAAAAUUAACGUAUUUCUUUACUAUAAAAAACCACAUUGUCAUUUGUGACAUCUAUAUUAACUACGGUUUUCACAUUAGUUAUUUGACACUUACUUGGAAAUGAUAGUGUUAGGUCCUGGUAUUAAAAAUCUAGAAAAAACUUUUGGUUUAUGUGCUGAAAUAUCUUUAUUUAUAAUUAAUUUUAACUACUAUUUACUUCAUUUUUUAUCUUUGUUUAACAAAGAUACUUGAGACAUCCAUUUGUUUUAAUGUAAUCUUUAUGGAUAUGGAAAUGUUUGCCCUAAUAAAAGCCUACAUAUACA